Molecule: messenger RNA, 1261 nt
Organism: Pezoporus flaviventris
Lineage: Eukaryota; Metazoa; Chordata; Aves; Psittaciformes; Psittacidae
Gene: RELB
Product: RELB proto-oncogene, NF-kB subunit
Exons: 8
Biological process (GO): inflammatory response; non-canonical NF-kappaB signal transduction; regulation of transcription by RNA polymerase II
Cellular component (GO): cytoplasm
Molecular function (GO): DNA-binding transcription factor activity, RNA polymerase II-specific; RNA polymerase II cis-regulatory region sequence-specific DNA binding
Source: RefSeq, a predicted model, not a curated record
AUGGCGGGCGGCAGCCAAUGGCGGCGCUGCCCGCCAGGGGAUUUCCAGCUGAGGGGAGCGGAGCCCGGGAACAUGGCGGAGGAGGGAGCUUCCCGUGUUCCCAUAGGAGCUGCCCUGCAGGAUCCCGGCCUGGCCAUGGCGCACGCUGCUCCUGUCCCUGCGAUCAUCGAGGAGGUGAUGAAGGAGGACGGAUUCCAGCCGGAUCCAGCCCCGCUCCAUCCCAAACCCCCCCCCCGACCCUCGGCCAAGCUGGUGCCCCGCGGCUCCAGCCCCAUGGUGGGCACCGCGGGGGCAGGCGGCGCCCCACAGCUCACCCAGAGCCUCAGCAGCCUCUCGCUGGGGGGGGAGCGGAGCCGGUGGAUUCCCGGCGCCGGGAAUGUGAAGGAGGAGCUGGAGGAGCUGCUGGAGCCGCCCCGGUUGGUGAUCACGGAGCAGCCCAAGCAGCGCGGGAUGCGCUUCCGCUACGAGUGCGAGGGCCGCUCGGCCGGGAGCAUCCUGGGCCAGAGCAGCACCGAGGCCAGCAAGACCCUGCCCGCCAUCGAGCUCCUGAACUGCGGCGCGAUCCCGGAGGUGACGGUGACCGCGUGCCUGGUGUGGAAGGAUUGGCCCCACCGCGUGCACCCCCAUGGGCUGGUGGGCAAGGACUGCAGCAACGGCCUCUGCCAGGUGGUGCUGAGGCCCCAGAGCAACCCCCGGCACAGCUUCAGCAACCUGGGCAUCCAGUGCGUGAAGAAGAAGGAGAUCGAGGCGGCCAUCGAGAAGAAGCUCCAGUUGGGAAUCGACCCCUUCAAAGCCGGAGCGCUCCGGAACCACCAGGAGGUGGACAUGAACGUGGUGCGGAUCUGCUUCCAGGCUUCCUACCGGGAUGCGGCGGGACACACGCGGCACCUCGGGCCCGUGCUCUCUGAGCCCAUCUUCGACAAGAAAUCCACCAACACGUCGGAGCUGCGGAUCUGCCGCAUGAACAAGGAGAGCGGGCCCUGCACGGGGGGCGAGGAGCUUUACCUGCUCUGCGACAAGGUCCAGAAAGAGGACAUCGCGGUGGUGUUCCGCACGGCCACGUGGGAGGCCCGCGCCGACUUCUCGCAGGCCGACGUUCACCGCCAGGUCGCCAUCGUGCUCCGGACCCCCCCGUACCGGGAGCUGGAGCUGCAGCGGCCCGUGGAGGUGGAGGUGGUGCUGCAGCGCCUGACCGACAGCGCCUGCAGCCAGGCCUUCACCUUCACGUACCUGCCCCACAGCCACGGUAACGGGGGGGGAU